AUGGGUGCGGCACUUUGUGCGCGCAGUCGAUCAGUUGCCAGUUCUUCAGUCAUUCUUCGACAGAAGUGCAAGCUGAGUGACACAUGUGGCAGUAUCAACUCGUUCGAGACGGACUUCACGAUCUACCACUUGGCAUUGACCCUGGCGCCCACGUUCGCGCCUGGUGUCCCGACACAUGCGCCCACCCCGGUGACGUAUGGGAUAUACGACACAGGAAAGUGUAAGGGCACCGGGACGACGGACAGCUCAGGAUUGACCGUCGAUGGGUGCGGCAGUUUGUGCGCGCAGUCGAUCGGCUGCCAGUUCUUCAGCCAUUCCUCGACAGAGUGCAAGCUGAGCGACAGCUGUGGAAGCAUCAACUCGUUCGAGGCGGACUUCACGAUCUACCACUUGGCAUUGACCCUGGCGCCCACGUUCGCGCCUGGGGUCCCGACGCCUGCGCCCACCCCUGUGUCCUACACGCAGACGCACUCGACUGGGAUGUGCAAAGGAACGCCGUUGUCAUUUCCCAUCGUGGCGGACCUUCAGGCGUGCGGAACCGCCUGCUCUGCUCAGUCGGGCUGCGAGUACUUCAGCUUCGCGAGCGCCACCGGAGCCUGCAAGCUCACCUCCUCGUGCAACAGGAAUAAGUGGAUGACGGAUUACGCGAUCUACCAGCUGAGCGCGCGGUGA
Prorocentrum cordatum is the source of this 672-nucleotide messenger RNA. NCBI's taxonomy places the organism in Eukaryota, Dinophyceae, Prorocentrales, Prorocentraceae. The record is from the annotation of a GenBank genome assembly.